Messenger RNA from Nanorana parkeri, 3380 nucleotides. RefSeq names its product gem nuclear organelle associated protein 4 (gene GEMIN4). Gene Ontology annotation, biological process: spliceosomal snRNP assembly; rRNA processing. Gene Ontology annotation, cellular component: SMN complex. The coding region runs from base 30 to 3227 and encodes 1065 amino acids. The record is from RefSeq and is a predicted model, not a curated record. The transcript is spliced from 2 exons. Lineage: Eukaryota; Metazoa; Chordata; Amphibia; Anura; Dicroglossidae.
AAUGAUAAUUAGAGGAAAGUCAGCAAACUAUGGAUUUCGGAUACUGGAAUGUAUGUGAACAAACAGUGGUUCUCCAAGGAGCACUGCUUCUAGCAGAGAAACUUGCUGUGCACAGAACUUUACUGGAGUUUAAGAAGUCUGACUGGCCUCUCAUUGAAAAGCCAAUCACUGAUGCUCUCAAGGAGAUCAGCUCAGGUAAUUGGUCCAAAAGCCACGAAUGGAGGAAAAGAGCCAUUGCUAUAUUUUGGGCCAAAAUUAUUUCAUGCCGGUCACAGCUGUCCCUGGAUGCCGAACUGGACAUCGAGAGGAAAUGGAAACAGGAUGUUUUCUUUGCAGUGGGAAACAUGAUGCCAAAAAUAAAUCGUACCAUUCUCUAUGAGAUUCUGAAAGCUACGAAGGCAGCAGAUAUAUUCGCAGAGCUUCUCUUGGUGCUGCCAGCAGAUUUGUGGGUGGAUGAAGUAUCCUUGUUGUUAGACCAUCUUUGUAGUGAAACGUCUAUAGGGGAUGUGACUUUCUUUAUGGAUGUGUGGUGGGAACUAAUGAAAGGCUAUAAACACAGUCAGGAUGAGACUGUUAAGAUAUUUUCAGCUGUUGCAGUUCAAUGCAUGUCUGAAAUAAAUGAUAACCUUUUGCCGAGCUCAAAGAGAUUUAAGCCUGACCCUGAACAAAGUUUACCUGCAGCUGAUAGUGUUCUUGCAGCAUUUCUGGAUAGGCUUCAUCAAAUGAAACCAUGCAUUGCUAACACCAAGCUGAAGUGCUACACAAUUGCUAACUUGGCAGAUAUGUUGUGUUCCUCUGCAUUUCUGGAGAAGGAGUCAGGACAUCUUCCCAUAAGGCAGUACUUAGAGAAAUUGGUUGCUGUCCUUUGUUUUUGCAAUGCAGGAGCCAAAAACAUUCACCCCAAAAGCUACUUCCCGGAAUCAAUAAGAGAAGCAGAGAGGGUUGUUCAGAGUGGAAACAUAGCUUCCAAAUUUAGAUUAACAAAAGAGGCUCAGCACUUCAGUUUAAAUUUACUCAAAGAUCUGCUGCUUGAGUGGGUAGAAGAGCUGCACAAUUAUAUGAAUAACAAUGAAGAGAUGGGGUACGAGUGUUACAGGAUGAACAGCAGCCUAGCAUCCUUACAGAAAAUCCUGUUUACAUUGGAAUGUUCAGAGCAAGGAGAGAGUGGUUUGGAAAUAGCAAAGCAUAUCACCAGCCUACAGGAGAAGACUGCAAUGGCACAGCUAAAAUACGCAAGAAAUGAUAUGGACACAAUGGCAGUCGUUGCCAUGAACAUAAUUAAGGAUAAGUUGGAACGCUAUGAGGAAGUUUGCUUUGACUUUGCUUCAGAGGUUACCUGGGUAUUUACUAACAACUGGUUCAAUUGCCUUAACAAGAACAAAGAACGUUUUCGAGAUGCAGGCCUGAUUUUUAAACUACUGGAAACUGUGGAUAAAGCUGUAUCGGAGCAAAGCAAUGAAAAUAACAAGCAAAAUGAAAAGUGUGCCAGUAUUGUUUUAGAUCUGUACUGUGAACUCCCAUUAGAAAACAUGAAUGAUGUGCUUAUGAAAGUGUUAUGUAAAUGGGGAAUGAAAGGGCUGUCUCAUUGUAUGACAGCAUUUACAAAUCACUUCCACGAAGAGCUCAACAUGACAUUCAAUCAGAUCUCCCAGAAUGUAACCGAUGACAAUCCUGUUACCAGAGUGGCCAGACUGGCUGUGUUGCACCCUGAACAUGUGGUCAGCAGAGCAUGUCACAUUGCUGUGACCAACCUUGGUGCUCAUGUCUUUUUAUCAAAGAUACUGACUUCACUUCCUGCCUUAGGUUUUAGGAAUUCUAACACAGAGGUAUCGGAGUCAUUAUUAUGCAAGUGCUUGAUGGAAACCUGCUGGAGCAAACUUUCCUCAGAUAAGGAAGAAAGUCAGUUUUUAUAUUUGCUGGCUUCUUUAAUGGGAUCUUCUGAAAAUGCAGAGAAGAAGUCCGCAUCUCUUCUGCAGCCAGCAGAAGUGGUAAGGACAUUUGUUCUUCCAUACCUACUUGAUGAAUGCAGUCAUUUGAAGUCUUGUUUGCAUAUCCUUCACAAGGCACUCGAUGUGGAGAAUCCACCCGAUGCCUCUGACAAGCACUGGGUUCUGUCCUGCUCACCAUUUCCACUUAUUAUGUCUCUGUGUAAACUCCUCAAUAGUUAUAGUAGGUGCUGGCAGCAUUCUGAUCAACCAUAUUGCCUUACAUUGGAAUCCAAAGAGUUAAUCAUUGCAAUUCUUACUCGGAUAUGUACUCUAAUAUUGCCAGAAGCUAACAAUAGUGCAGAAACCUGGAACAAGUCGCUGUUCUGGCUACACAGAAAAAUGGAGCACAUAGAUUGGGUUGUACGGUUGAGAAUGAAACCCAUGUUUGGAAAGCACUUUAAGUAUGAAGUCCCGGCUUGUUUGUUUGAAGUUUGCAAACUUUCAGAGAAGGAGUGGACAACACUUCACCUUCCCGAGUAUGGGCUGGGAACAGGCCUUUUAGCAUGGAUGGAAUGCUGUAGUAUAUCGGGAGACAUGAAAGACCAAAUGCUUUCUCUUUUGUGUGUCAACAUCGAGGACCCAGAGGAAGUCAAUCUCUUUAGCAAGGGGUUCUUGGUGGCCAUGGUUCAAGUUCUUCCUUGGUGCAGUUUGACCGAAUGCAAGCUUCUUAGUGACGUUGUGAGGACCCUCCUGGAAAAACAACUUCUCCAUGUUCCGUAUACUCUGGAAUAUGUGCAGUUCAUGCCUCUCCUUAACCUCCGGCCAUUUGCCUGCCAUCUCCAGUACUCUGUCCUGCUCUUACGAGUUUUCCAGCUCCUCUGCAGCUCUAGCUGCUCUAACUGGCUUACCCUUGAUGGCCAAAAACAUCUUGCAAGGCUUUACAGUGGCUGCAUCUCAGAUAUGUUGGAUGGGGUCAAACAGCAGUUGUCAGACUGCAGUCUUCAAUUGCAGAAGGAACCGAAAGCUGCAGACUAUGUUCAGGAGGUUUUGUUCCUCUAUAGUCAGGUAUUUUGCCAUGUUCUCCAUAUUAUAGCAAUGAUGCAAGAAAACACAUGUGAACCUCUCUUCUUUUUGUCCCUUGAAAUUCUUACCUUAUAUGAGACCAUAAGAGCUAGUGACACUUCCAAAAACAGCUUGCUGAGAAAAGCAAAUGAUAGACACUUCUUAAAGACCAUCACUGAGAGUGUGAGCAAUGAGCACCACCGGUCCACACUGAUGCAGAAAAUUAACAAACUUUAAAUAGCAAGUAACUGGAAAGGGCCUGUAAGUGUAUAAUCUAAGAAAUCUUACAUGGUACCAUAUAAAUCAGCCUUAGAAAGUGAUAAAAGCCCUAAGAUUUGCUUUGCCUCAUUUAGCAAGUGCACAUUACACCGUGACACUUAUGGCAUGGCU